This is a messenger RNA of Aspergillus ochraceoroseus IBT 24754, 739 nucleotides long. RefSeq lists its product as uncharacterized. The transcript has 2 exons. The record is from RefSeq and is a predicted model, not a curated record. NCBI's taxonomy places the organism in Eukaryota, Fungi, Ascomycota, Eurotiomycetes, Eurotiales, Aspergillaceae. Bases 104 to 484 code for a protein of 126 amino acids.
UGUACAUGUAUGGACCAUUGGACAUUGCCACUGAGAUCACCGCCAGUAGUUGCGAAUGUUGAAUUUCCGUUAAUGUUGGGUUCACGGCAGGAGUUGAGCAGCUAUGCACUGCGAAGCGACAUGGGGAAAUUCUGCUAGGACGGUAACUCAAGUCGAUUUUCGGCACUCAAUGGGACUAAGCGAUAUUAGAAUUGUCCAGCAUCAUUCUAGGCUCCCAGAUAAUGUUAGAAAGAGAAUAUCUAUUAGUAACCAUGAACCGAAGCAUCAACCUUAUCCUUCACUAGUUACCUACGGUCCUACAUGGUCCAACUUUAUAAUAAACGACCGAAACUCCAUUCAAGAAAUAGUUGAAAAGCAAGCACCCCCUCCACGAGGAUCUCCCACUAGAAAUCCACUCUCUAACCAUGUAUAUAAAUUCGCAUGCCCAGAGAGAGGGAAAACAAGAACGGAGUUUACAACCUUUAUUGGUGAACUAGUUAACUAGUUAACUAAGUUAUUACUCUGUAAGCAAGAAAUGAGAACGCAAAAGGUCAUGAGUCAUACAGCAUAGUCGCGUGGCCGUCGCUAAAUACCGAGUCCUCCUCCUAGGCUACUUGUAGAGCACUAGUAACUGCCAUUCUACUCACGUGGACGAUUAUGGAGUAUAGACCAUACUAGAAUAACUCUGGUCUGCAGUAAGAGUAAAAUGCACCGCCGCUGCGGACCGACCGGGGAAAAACAGGCGAAGAGCCUGGGGGCC